CGCGUUUGAAACGCACGACCGCACCCUAACGCACCCACAAAAGGUUCGUCGAUUUCGAUCGCGCGCGGACGCGCGCGCGCGCGACCGCGACCGCGUCGCGCGACGCGCGAAGACGCGAGAAGAUGCGCGCGAAUCCGCGCAUCGCAUCGCGAUGCGGCGGCGCGUCGCGAAUGCGCGCGAUCGCGCGCGCGCGAUCGGACGUUCGCGCGCGCUCGCGCGGCGAACGAUCGGGAGUGGAUUUCGCGAUCGUCGCGCGGCGUCGACGGCGGCGAGGCGCGAUCGGUGACGGCGUCGACGGGGCGAAUGCGAUGGCGGCGAUGGCGCCGCCGCGGGAUGGAUUCCAUCGGAGUCAAUCUUAGCGAUCGAGGUCUCGGACGCGGGGCGUCGAACGACGGCUGGGGGGGGGGGAUGAAGACGCGGUGAAUGAAGACUGACGGUGUCCGUGACGUACUCGAUCGACAGCACACGAAAGAAACGCAUAAAUCAUGUCUGGAGAAGGCGGAUUCGACGACGCGAACUACGAUCGCGGCAUGGAGGAACUCCUCAAGGAUGACCAGGAUGAGAACGGAGAGGGUGGCAUCACGGAGUGGACCGAGGUGCACGAAACGUUCGAUACGAUGAACUUGCAAGAGAACUUGUUGCGCGGGAUCUACGCGUAUGGUUUCGAAAAGCCGUCUGCUAUUCAGCAACGGGGCAUCGUGCCGUUUUCGAAGGGCUUCGACGUCAUUCAGCAAGCGCAAUCCGGUACGGGUAAGACGGCGACUUUCUGCGCUGGUAUCUUGCAAAGCUUGGAUUACUCCGUUCACGAGUGCCAAGCGCUCGUUUUGGCGCCGACCCGCGAGUUGGCGCAGCAGAUUGAAAAGGUUAUGCGCGCCUUGGGCGACUACCUUCAAGUCAAGUGCCACGCGUGCGUCGGUGGUACCUCCGUCCGCGAAGACACCCGCAUCCUUCAAGCCGGUGUGCACGUCAUCGUCGGUACCCCGGGUCGGGUGUACGAUAUGCUUCGUCGACGCGCGUUGAAGAGCGAUUCUAUCAAGAUUUUCGCUCUCGAUGAAGCCGAUGAAAUGCUUUCCCGCGGUUUCAAGGAUCAAAUUUACGACAUUUUCACCUUGCUCCCGCCGAAGGUGCAAGUUGGUGUUUUCUCCGCGACGCUCCCGCCGGAAGCGCUCGAGAUCACGCGCAAGUUCAUGACCAAGCCGGUGCGCAUUUUGGUCAAGCGUGAUGAGCUCACCCUUGAAGGUAUCAAGCAGUUCUACGUCAACGUCGACAAGGAACAAUGGAAGUUGGACACGUUGUGCGACUUGUACGAGACGCUCGCGAUUACGCAGUCCGUCAUCUUCGCCAACACCCGCCGCAAGGUCGACUGGCUCACGGAUAACAUGCGAGCCCGCGAUUUCACCGUCUCCGCCACGCACGGUGACAUGGACCAAAACACUCGUGACGUCAUUAUGCGCGAGUUCCGCUCUGGUUCUUCCCGCGUGUUGAUCACCACCGAUUUACUCGCCCGUGGUAUCGACGUCCAGCAAGUUUCCUUGGUCAUCAACUAUGACUUGCCCACGCAACCCGAAAACUACCUUCACCGUAUCGGUCGUUCCGGUCGUUUCGGUCGUAAGGGUGUUUCCAUCAACUUUGUUACCGCCGAAGACGAACGUCUCCUCCAAGACAUCCAACGUUUCUACCAAACGGUCAUCGAGGAACUUCCCUCCAACGUCGCCGAUCUCAUCUAAGGUGCAAGCCUCCAUAGUAGAGAUGAAGCUUCGCGACAGAGCGGCCAGUUCCGCUGUCCUACUGCACGUGCAUUAAAUCCAAACUCGUGCGCUCUCGCUUUUCAGAGCCAUCCAUUAGCCCGGUUCGCGCACAAAGUGAAAUAUCGAGUGUUA
This is a messenger RNA of Ostreococcus lucimarinus CCE9901, 1880 nucleotides long. RefSeq lists its product with no specific name. The coding region runs from base 486 to 1727 and encodes 413 amino acids. The transcript has a single exon. The record is from RefSeq and is a predicted model, not a curated record. Gene Ontology annotation, molecular function: ATP binding; RNA helicase activity; RNA binding. Lineage: Eukaryota; Viridiplantae; Chlorophyta; Mamiellophyceae; Mamiellales; Bathycoccaceae.